Messenger RNA from Elaeis guineensis (African oil palm), 686 nucleotides. RefSeq lists its product as uncharacterized. NCBI's taxonomy places the organism in Eukaryota, Viridiplantae, Streptophyta, Magnoliopsida, Arecales, Arecaceae. The record is from RefSeq and is a predicted model, not a curated record.
UCCUGGCGACCGUAAAACAUCAUCACGACCAUCUAUCGAGGUCCUUCCUCACUUCAGUUUGAUGCCGACUAUUAAAGGGAAGAGGGUUGCGCUUGUAGGUUCCAUCUUUCCGCCGAGGGCGAGAGGAGAGCAGAGCAGCGACGCAGGGGAAGAUGCCGGCGACCGCGACGGUAGUGGGGGCCCUACUGGGGCUGGGCACUCAGCUGUACUCCAACGCCCUUCGCAAGCUCCCCUACAUGCGGCACCCAUGGGAGCACUUGCUGGGGAUGGGGCUUGGUGCUAUCUUCGUGAACCAGCUCGUCAAGUGGGAUGAGAAGCUCAAGGAGGAUCUCGACAAGAUGCUCGUCAAGGCCAAGGCCGCAAACGAGCGCAGAUACUUUGAUGAUGAUGAAGAUUAGUGCUUUGAGAGCUAGAGUUUGUCGAUUGUUUGUUUUCACCAUCAGGACAGGACUCUCGAAGGCAUUACAUCUUUCUUUUUGAAAAUUGUCAUAUCCAGCAGUGUUGGUCCAACUUAUUUAUUGUAUGCUCUCUCUCUACUGUGUUUGAAUUUAGGGACUUGUUUUAAAAUAAGCUGUGGGUUCACGGCAUUUUAAUUGAUUAAUGGACAGCUAUUGCCAGUAGAAUGGAUUUUUGGUGCUCUUCUGAAAUCAAUCAAUUGCUUGCAUGAAAUACUUGCAAUUCGUUGC